Helianthus annuus (common sunflower) is the source of this 888-nucleotide messenger RNA. RefSeq lists its product as uncharacterized. The coding region runs from base 1 to 888 and encodes 295 amino acids. The record is from RefSeq and is a predicted model, not a curated record. NCBI's taxonomy places the organism in Eukaryota, Viridiplantae, Streptophyta, Magnoliopsida, Asterales, Asteraceae. The transcript has 2 exons.
AUGAAUUGCUUAUCCGUCAAUAUUCAGGGGAUUGGGGUUAGUGGGAAGGCUACUUGGAUUAAAAGACUUAAAAAUGAAUUCGGGGUGUCGUUUAUUGGUAUGCAAGAAACUAUGUCUACUAAUUUACAACCGGGGAUGUUGUCGCAUUUUUGGGGAGGUAUGGGGUACGAUUGUGAGAUUGUUAAUUCUAAUGGUCACUCGGGUGGUUUAGUGUGUCUUUGGGAUCCCAAGAAAUACACGAAAGACGUGGUGGAGAAAGAUGAUAAUUACUUACACAUUUCGGGUUUGUUAACGGAUGGUUUAGUUCGCCUCAAUAUUAUUAAUGUUUAUGCACCUCAGCAUAAUGAAGAAAAGCGAAAUCUUUGGGAGAAAAUUCUGCAGGUUAUGCAAUCGGGGCAAGGUUGGUGGGUGGUUUUCGGGGAUUUUAACACAGUUCGAAACACGGAUGAAAGGAAAAUUUCCAAGUUUGACCCAGUUUGUGCCCGGGAUUUUAACAACUUUAUUGAUGAAGCAGACCUCCGAGAAUAUAAUUUGAAAGGGCCGAAGCCGUUUCGUUGGUUUGAUUCGUGGUUUGAAAGAUCGGGAUGUGAGGAUGUCGUGAAGUCGGUUCUAGUGGGAAACAAUAUGAAUGGUCCUUCGGAUUUGAACCUCAGUAACAAAUUGAAGAGUUUUCGUGACAAGUUGAAGAUGUGGUAUAAAACUUGUAAACUCAAAGAAGAUGAAGCGGAACAAAGACUUCGAAAAGAAAGAGAUGGGAUCGAGAUUUUAAUGGAACAGAAAGAUUUAGAGGAGUCAGAAUUAUGGGUGUGGUCUGAGUGCAAAAAGAGUCUUGAAGAGAUACAACUUUUUAGAUCUCGUGACAUUCGCCAAAAAUCACGGGUGAAAUAG